CCGACCUGGGUAUUGAAUUCUGGGCUUCUACUUUUAAAUUUAACUUGCUGUCCCUGCCCAAUCAUUCCUUCCUUCCUUUUCCUCCUUGUGUUUCUCUCAACUCAAACUUUUCAAAUUUUAAUUUUUGUUUUCAAGCAGAUUCAGAACAUUACCCGUCUCAAGAAGUUUGUUUCAUGAUUUGCUGAAAAUGACAUCUGUUGAGGGAAAUACGGCUGAGCCUCGGAAAACUAGUAAUCCAGCUGCUAACACUGCUAAGAUUCAGAGUUCAUCAUCAUCAUUCCGAAGGUGGGGUAGGAAGUAUCCUUUUAUCAGAUAUGGGCUUCCAAUGAUUUCGUUGACUGUGUUUGGGGCAGUCGGCCUUGGUCACCUCUUGCAGGGCAGCAAGGAUAUAGCAAAGGUGAAAGAUGAUCAAGAAUGGGAAAUUAUCGAGACGAGGAAAGCAUUAUCAAGAACAGGACCCAUUGAUGCAUAUAAGCCAAAAAAGAUUUCAUUAGAGGAAGAAUUAAAGGCUUUGCAACAGAAGGUUGAUAUAAACAACUAUGAUUACAAAAGAAUUCCGAAGCCGAAUGAAGGCAACUCAGGCUAGUAUAUUUUGUGCUCUCAAUCCAAAAGGUUUCUUUCAUACUUGCAGUAAUAUUAGGAUUUUGGUGCUUUUUUUUUUGUGGUCGUUGCAUAUUUAUAAAUACCCACUUUUAAUCCAAAUUCGUUAAGAAUAUGUUGCUCAUGUUGUAAUAGAUUGUUGUGAAAACUUAAAACACAAUUUUGGUAGUUGAGAUUAAUGUAUGUAGCACAUGGUUUAAUAUUCCAUUUGAGAAUUUUUGAAAA
Gossypium raimondii (Peruvian cotton) is the source of this 825-nucleotide messenger RNA. RefSeq lists its product as uncharacterized. Lineage: Eukaryota; Viridiplantae; Streptophyta; Magnoliopsida; Malvales; Malvaceae. The coding region runs from base 188 to 586 and encodes 132 amino acids. The transcript has 4 exons. The record is from RefSeq and is a predicted model, not a curated record. Gene Ontology annotation, cellular component: mitochondrial membrane.